AUGAAAGAAAUGAAACUAGUUUGGUCCCCAGAGAGAGCAACAAACUCAUACAUCGAUACUGUUCAAGCCGUACGCACUACUCACUGCCACCUUUCAAGCGAAUCCGGCGUGGCGGAGCUGAUAUCCGCUAUGGCAGCGGGAUGGAACGCGCAGCUGAUAGUUGAAACAUGGUCACGUGGUGGAGUUAUUCCAACGAGUAUUGGUUUAUCCAUAGCAAGCCGCCACACAGGUGGAAGACACGUAUGUAUAGUUCCUGAUGAACGGUCGAGAUUAGAGUAUGCAAAGAUCAUGGGAGAAUCGGGUAUGUCGCCGGAAAUUAUGGUUGGUGAACCGGAAGAGGUGAUGGAUGAUUUGGUCGGAAUAGAGUUCUUGGUUGUCGAUUCUCGGAGAAAGGAUUUUUCAAGAGUUUUGAGGCUAGCUGAGUUGAGUGGAAAAGGUGCUGUGUUGAUAUGCAAGAAUGCCAAUUGUAUUUCUAAGAUGGAUUCUGGUUAUAUAUGGCGGAGCGUGGUGGCGAGGGGAUCGAGACGACUUGUUCGCUCGGUGUUUCUUCCGGUGGGGAAGGGGCUUCAUAUGGCACACUUAUCCUCCGCCGCUGGUGGUGAGAACGCGCAUAAGGAAAAUGUUAUUCCGAAUCGAUGGAUCAAACAUGUUGAUCGAAAAUCAGGGGAUGUUCAUUUUAUUCGAAAAUGA
Vicia faba (fava bean) is the source of this 690-nucleotide messenger RNA. NCBI's taxonomy places the organism in Eukaryota, Viridiplantae, Streptophyta, Magnoliopsida, Fabales, Fabaceae. The record is from the annotation of a GenBank genome assembly.